This is a messenger RNA of Verticillium dahliae VdLs.17, 891 nucleotides long. RefSeq lists its product as uncharacterized. The coding region runs from base 1 to 891 and encodes 296 amino acids. NCBI's taxonomy places the organism in Eukaryota, Fungi, Ascomycota, Sordariomycetes, Glomerellales, Plectosphaerellaceae. The transcript is spliced from 2 exons. The record is from RefSeq and is a predicted model, not a curated record.
AUGGGUGGUGGUCUCCCUUCUCCUCCGCUGGAGGACAACAAGUCCCAAGGCUCAAGGAAAGGCUCAUCGAGCUCCAAGUCGAUCAAGCCCAACCGUCACACGUCAAAACGUGCCAGCCCACACAAUGCCACUGCGCAUCAUGAUCAUGCCGCUCACGGCAUGGCUGACGGACGCCACAAGAGGCAUGCUGUCUACAGCAUGCUCAGGAAUCAGCAACAAUGGGACCUCGGCGAACCAGAGCUCAACGAUGGGCGACAGCCAGUCAUCCACAACAUUGCUUCCAAGCUUGGUUGCAUACGCCCCAACAGCGAUAUCGAUCUCCCUGUUCAUUCGAUAUUCCCCGAAGACGAAGCUGGUCUGGCCGAGCUGGCGCGCCAGCUGGAAGAGCAGCAGCAAAAGGAACACGAGAUGGAGAAGUCGGUCAAGGUUGAGAUGGAGUCACGGUCGAGCUGCAACCUUUCUGACCGAUCGAGCUCGUCAGAGCUGGAUCACUCGGAUUUUGAGGCCGACUAUCGCAAACAGGUCUUCGGCAACAAUACGAACGUGACACUGUCACCGCAGAGCUUUGUCGGUGGCUACAACGAGUUUGAUGUCGACAGCGUGACAUCACCCGUCGAUGCUUCGGUCAUGUUUCCAGGGCCGCCGGCCGCCGUUGCAUCGUACGCCCCGCAGUGGGCCACGAGGCCGACAUCGAUGGAUCUCACGACGCAACAGUUCCUCCAACAGUCCGGGGCUCUCACGAAUAUGGACAUGCUCAAUCAGGGUCUUAUGGAAUCGGAAUUCGGCACCAUCAAGCCUCACAUGCUGUCAUGCCCGAACCCCGAGGUCAUGAUGGGCAUGGGGGAUCCCAUGAUGUACGGCGGCUACGACGCGGAAUCCAUGCGACUCUAA